UGGAAGUGAAAUGAACUGACAAAGGGAAAGUGAUGGGCAGAGGAGAAAGUGCUCCAAAGGCAGAGGAGAAGACACUCUUGGCUGCGAUGCCAAGUCCGUGGCUGCUCCUGAUGCUGGUGGGCCCUGCUGCAGGCCUUGUGCUGUCUACACCCUCAUUCCCAGUUUCCGUCUCUCAUGGUAAGAGCGCCUUGCUUCCAGUCUCGUUGAAUUUCUCUUCUUCGGUGCCCGCCUACUUCCAGAUCCGAUGGCGUUUCAUCCCCGGCCAGUGGCUGGUGUUGAUUGUGAAAGCCGAUAACUGCCAGGCAGACAAUGGUACCCGUCAGUGGUGGGACGCUUGCGAGAUCACAGUGGCGGAAGCAAAGAGAUACAGGCACCGAGCAGAGUGGUCUUCCGAAGACACUUCGCUGAUACUGCGGGAUGCCAGAGUAGAAGAUUCGGGAAUUUAUAACAUCAAGGUGCUGGCCUUGGGGGUCCGAGUGUCAGCCAACAUCAACCUAACUGUGAUCAAUGAAACCAGCAAUCCCCUCUUGAAUGGUGCUGCCUUUGAUGAUCAGAGAAGAGGGAUCUCUUCUAGCAAAAGCACAAAUGUAGCAGCAGCUCCAGUCCCUUUGGUAAAGGCGGAAUUUGGCAGAGACUAUACGGUGACCAAUAUCAUCCGACUGAGCUUAGCUGGCCUGAUUCUCUGUCUCCUCGGAUUCAUCAUAGCAGAGAAUGUUGCCUCCAGACCGCGAGAGACAAGGGUGCAUCAGAUGGAAAUUCCCUUCUCCUCCUCCCCAGUUGAGCAAUGUUUCCUGACUUGUGAAAAUCACCCAAGUUAGGUGGAUGUGGACAAAAAACACCUUGUAAAAUUUGUUGCUGAU
This is a messenger RNA of Thamnophis elegans (Western terrestrial garter snake), 860 nucleotides long. RefSeq lists its product as uncharacterized. The transcript is spliced from 5 exons. The record is from RefSeq and is a predicted model, not a curated record. NCBI's taxonomy places the organism in Eukaryota, Metazoa, Chordata, Lepidosauria, Squamata, Natricidae. Bases 33 to 818 code for a protein of 261 amino acids.